This is a messenger RNA of Cervus elaphus (red deer), 906 nucleotides long. RefSeq names its product MICOS complex subunit MIC26-like. Lineage: Eukaryota; Metazoa; Chordata; Mammalia; Artiodactyla; Cervidae. The record is from RefSeq and is a predicted model, not a curated record. The coding region runs from base 25 to 618 and encodes 197 amino acids. Gene Ontology annotation, biological process: cristae formation. The transcript has a single exon. Gene Ontology annotation, cellular component: MICOS complex.
GCCGGAGCCGCCGCUGCCAGCGACAUGUUCAAGGUAAUUCAGAGGUUUGUGGGGCUGGGCAGCCUGAGCCUGCUCACCUUCAAGAUCUAUGCAUCAUCAAAAAAGGACUCACCUCACAAAGAUACUGUGAAGGUUAAUGAGCUUUCACUCUGCUCCAUUCCUGAGGAUCAGUCUAAAUAUGUGGAAGAACCAAGGACCCAACUUGAAGAAAGCAUCUCUCAUCUCCAACAUUAUUGCGAACCAUAUACAAGUUGGUGUCAGGAAAAGUACUCCCAAAAUAAGCCCAAGAUGCAAAGUUUGGUUCAAUGGGGGUUAGACAGCUAUGAAUAUCUCCAAAAUGCACCUCCUGGAUUUUUUCCAAGACUUGGUGUUAUUGGUUUUGCUGGAGUUGUUGGACUCGUUUUGACUAGAGGUUCAAAGAUACAGAAGCUUGUGUAUCCGCCUGGUUUCAUGGGAUUUGCUGCCUCUCUUUAUCAUCCACAACAAGCCAUUGUAUUUGUCCAGGUCAGUGGAGAGAAACUGUAUGACUGGGGUUUACAAAGCUACGUUGUCGUAGAUUUGUGGAAGGAGAACUUUCAAAAGUCAGGAAAUGUGAAGAACUCGUCUGGAAAUAAGUAGAAUACUCCAUGCUCUGCCCAUUUUAAUCAGGUAAACAUUGGAAACUCCAUAUGGUAAAUCAGUAUUUCUGCAGAAAAAUGGCAGAGAAGUCAGUAUUGAAUGUAGUAAAUUGGCAUUCUUCUGGAAAAACUAUUCUAGGUCUCUUUGUUAUCUUGGGUGAUGCCGUACUCCAAGUGGACUAAUCUGAAAUUCUUCCACCUAGAGAUAAUGUAUAAGCCUUAGAACUCCUCGUUCUCAUGUGGCUAUUUAUGUACAUAAUUAAAGAUCUAAGUUAAAAAGAAAAAAGAA